CCUGGCCUCUCUGCCGGCGCUCUGGUCUGAGGAGGAGCCCUGAGUGGUUUCGCCGCUUUUGUUUUUCUUCUGGAAACUGCCGUCCCUGCGAGCGCUGUGCGGGGUCGCCGGCCCGACCUCCCGGGGGAAGGUGCGCGUCCCGAGGGACCAUGGAGCCGGGGCGCCCCGCGGGCAGCGGCUGCGGCAGCCCCGCCGGCCUCUCCCGGGAGUACAAGCUGGUGAUGCUGGGCGCCGGCGGCGUGGGGAAGAGCGCCAUGACCAUGCAGUUCAUCAGCCACCGCUUCCCCGAAGAUCACGACCCCACCAUCGAAGAUGCUUAUAAAAUCCGGAUUCGUAUUGAUGAUGAGCCUGCCAACUUGGACAUUUUGGAUACGGCUGGACAGGCAGAGUUCACGGCCAUGCGGGAUCAGUAUAUGAGGGCGGGAGAAGGGUUCAUCAUCUGUUACUCCAUCACCGACCGUCGAAGUUUCCAUGAGGUCCGGGAGUUUAAGCAGCUUAUCUACAGAGUUCGACGCACUGAUGAUACCCCUGUGGUCCUGGUAGGAAACAAGUCUGACCUAAAGCAGCUAAGACAGGUCACCAAGGAAGAAGGAUUGGCUCUAGCCCGAGAAUUCAGCUGUCCCUUUUUUGAGACGUCCGCUGCAUACCGCUACUACAUCGAUGAUGUAUUUCAUGCUCUCGUCCGGGAGAUACGCAGGAAAGAAAAGGAGGCAGUGCUGGCCAUGGAGAAAAAAUCUAAACCCAAAGCCAGUGUAUGGAAGCGGCUGAAAUCACCUUUCCGGAAGAAGAAGGACUCCGUGACUUGAAGGGAAGAUGUGCAUGUUCGCCUGUGAACCGCAGGGUUUACUCCGCGCGACCCCGUGGCCUGCACGAGUGAGCAUGGUGCUCGCUCCUUCUCCUGUCAUGACCGUUCCUCUAAAUGUAACUGACGAAGGGGGUAUGCCCAGUGGGAGUUUUCAGCGACGUGGUGUUUAGAAUACUGUCUUUUAGCUAAUUCUGAUUUAUUAACCCAGCAGAGCACUGUCUACUUGUAAAUUGUCACAUUAGAAUUUGAUCUACCAACGUUUCGGGUUCUGUUCCUGAUAUUAGUUAGUGUCGAUGUUUCUGCCCUGGGGGAGUCUCUGCACCGUGCGUGUUCGGCGAAGCGCACGAGGCGUUUUUGCCGUGCGCUACUCCGUGUCUGUUUCAGCUCCGGCACCCCACACCUUUCCAGGGAAGGACCUCGCUUCUCCUCACAGGUGCUUCCCGGACACACAGCGAAAACUACGGAGACCAGGUUCAGGGUGUCGCUGUGGAACUGCUUCCUGUUGCAGACGAGGGACUGAUGAGAUCAGGGACACCAGGCAGCAGAGGGGGGCGGGUGGGACUCCACUAGGGGAGAGGUGGUGGCGGGACCAUGUUCGCAGUUCAAGCCUGGCUGUCCUGGGAAGUGCACGUUCCACCCAAACGCACUGAGGUGAGGACAAGCAGAAGUGAGUGGAACGUGUGAAGGUUUCUUCUGGGAAGAUACUUUGUUCUUCCUUUCAGAAUUUAGCCCUUCCUUAGUGUCCGAGGCAUCGGCUUUGGGAGCCAUUGCUGGAUCACUGAACUCUGGUUCACACCCUUGGUUGGGGCAGCCGUGGCCUGGGGCAGGUGGAUUGGCUCCCCCAGAGAGGCGCGCACCGGUCCGGUGACCUGAGUGCCUCCCAGCGCUUCCCUGUGCUCUCCCGCAGAGGAGGCCCUGCAGAACGAUUUCUCGGUCCUUCGUCAACUGCCUGCAUUGUCCUGUCCGUAGGGAAGCGACAUCAGGAGUUAGAGUAAAGCCAUGUACGUGCCUCAGCACAGACAAUCACUAGACUCCAUGCUCAGAGAAGCCUGGGGCGUCUCUGUGCUGAGAGCCAGGUGUGAAGCUCUAGAAUUCCUGUGUGUGGAGUUUCUCACUGCAGAUUUCUGUAUAGGGACCUUGUGGAGUUCACUGCACAAUGUCUGAGCCUGGACAAAACUUAGCCUCAGAGAAUACCCCCUUGAUGGUUGUGCGUGGCUGGGAAACAAGUGUCCUGGGAAGGAACAGCUGUAUGGGUGGUGAGUUCGCUCUGUCGAAUCAGGAUUCUUAUGCCGUCUGGACUUAGCGGCGUGUGGAGGCGACGUGCAGACUGGACGUUAAGUGUCCCGGACAAGUUUGUGACCAUCUUAACCCUGAAGAACGUGGCCGCGGCCUCUCUUGGUGCACACCUCGGCUCACUGCUUUCCAAAACUGCACGGGUGGGCAGAAGGACAGGGUUGUCAUGUUUUUUCCUCCUAUUCAAGGUGAUGGCUGUUCCAGGUUUAAAGAGGUGAUGGUUGCUACUUUUUUAGCGAGGUCAUGGUCCCUUUUGAAACCAAAUUGUGUUUUAUGGUAGUCGGGCCAUCCAGUCGUGAGACUCAGGAUUUGAACUUAUGCAGGACAGAAAUCUGAUAGGAACCCCAGCACUUUAGAGAUGUGUGGCAGUAGAAAAGAAAUGCAGUGCAAUUCUAUUUUAACAGUAUUUCACCACAUUUAAGUUAGCGUAAAGCCUUUUACACAUAAUGUCUUAACUUCUCAUUACUGAUGACCGAGGGAAUUGUAAUUGGCGUCCGGCAAGAACUUGACAGGUGUGUGGUCAUUCAGGACAUUAAAGGCAGCAGAGAACAUUGCCGGAAAGAUCUAUAAGACAGGAGGGAAUUUGUACUGUGUAUGAGAAAAGUAACAAAUUUAUGUUUUUAAGACAGGGUCCUAUAUUCGAAUGGUCAUUGGAUUAAUUAGCCCAUUAGUAUUGAGAAUUCUAUUUAUGGUGCUAAAUAGUUCGAGGGGGGAUGAUGUGUGUAGGUAACAGUUCUCUUCUUAGUGACGGUAAGUGUGUAACUUACGAGUUCUGAAGCGUCAGGUUUAUCUGGUCAAGGGCAUUAAAAUCAAUUACUGCCUGGAACGUCGGAGAGAGAAACGUUCAGGCACACAUUUGAAAGCAGUGGGACUGUCGAUGCCUGCGCCUGAUUGUUAAGUUAGAAAAUUUAGACGCUCACUUCUAGAAUGAACGGUUAGAUUUCAGGAGGGACAUGUCUAACUUUGUCUUCUUUUAGCAAGAGUUGGCCUACUGUGAUGUUUGGGGGCGGGGGAAGGAAGAGUGGCCUUUCCCUUCUGUGCGUGUACGUGAAGACACUUUAUGUGACACAAUACAGAACUUUC
Enhydra lutris kenyoni (northern sea otter) is the source of this 3181-nucleotide messenger RNA. Its product is annotated as Ras like without CAAX 1. Gene Ontology annotation, cellular component: plasma membrane. The record is from RefSeq and is a predicted model, not a curated record. Bases 150 to 806 code for a protein of 218 amino acids. NCBI's taxonomy places the organism in Eukaryota, Metazoa, Chordata, Mammalia, Carnivora, Mustelidae. Gene Ontology annotation, biological process: Ras protein signal transduction. The transcript is spliced from 6 exons. Gene Ontology annotation, molecular function: GDP binding; GTPase activity; calmodulin binding.